AUGAAAGCCUGGGGCACUGUGGUAGUGACCCUGACCAUGCUCAUUAUUGCCACUGUGGAUGCCAAGAUCUAUGAACGCUGCGACCUGGCAAUGAAGCUAGAGAAGGCAGGCCUCAAUGGCUUCCAAGGCUACAGCAUUGGAGACUGGGUGUGCCUGGCACAUUAUGUGAGUGGCUUUGACACCUCCGUCGUGGACCACAAUCUUGAUGGCAGCAACCAAUAUGGCAUUUUCCAGCUGAAUUCGGCCUGGUGGUGUGACAAUGGUGUUACACCCACCAAGAACCUUUGUCACAUCGAGUGUCAGGACCUUCUCAACCGCCAUAUUCUGGAUGACAUCAUGUGUGCCAAGAAGGUUGUGUCCUCACGGGGCGGAAUGAAUGCCUGGGAUUCCUGGACCAAGUACUGUCAUGGUCAUGAUUUAUCUGAAUGGCUCAAGGGUUGUGAUAUGCAUGCAAAACCGAACACAAAGAGAAAGACUUCGUGAUUCAUUCCCAGAGAAAGAGAUUUUCUUUCGUUUGUGGAUUUAAUAAAGAAUGGUACUU
Molecule: messenger RNA, 541 nt
Organism: Pipistrellus kuhlii (Kuhl's pipistrelle)
Lineage: Eukaryota; Metazoa; Chordata; Mammalia; Chiroptera; Vespertilionidae
Product: sperm acrosome-associated protein 5
Exons: 4
Coding region: 1-483 (160 amino acids)
Biological process (GO): fusion of sperm to egg plasma membrane involved in single fertilization
Cellular component (GO): sperm flagellum; acrosomal vesicle
Molecular function (GO): lysozyme activity
Source: RefSeq, a predicted model, not a curated record